UUCCACUUUGCAGACUGUUGAGCCUGGUUCAUGCAUGCCUGCUGGUUUUGAGUGGCAUCGACCCUCUUAAAUGAGUCUUCUUUUUGAAGUCUGGAGCCAUAUAUGGAUGAAAACUUUGUUUCAAGAGCCUUUGCCACCAUGGGAGAGCUUGUACUGAGUGUAAAAAUCAUUCGAAACAGGUUGACAGGAAUUCCAGCAGGCUAUUGCUUUGUAGAAUUUGCAGAUCUAGCUACUGCAGAGAAAUGUUUACAUAAAAUCAAUGGAAAACCGCUUCCUGGUGCUACACCGGCAAAGCGAUUUAAAUUGAAUUAUGCAACGUAUGGAAAACAGCCCGAUAACAGUCCAGAAUAUUCACUUUUUGUGGGAGACCUGACUCCUGAUGUGGAUGAUGGCAUGUUAUAUGAAUUUUUUGUUAAAGUUUAUCCAUCGUGUAGAGGUGGAAAAGUCGUUUUGGACCAGGCAGGAGUAUCCAAAGGUUACGGGUUCGUGAAAUUCACGGAUGAACUGGAACAGAAACGAGCGCUGACGGAGUGUCAGGGAGCUGUGGGGUUGGGCUCCAAACCUGUUCGAUUGAGUGUGGCUAUACCAAAAGCUAAUCGUGUGAAAUCAAUGGAGUACAAUCAGAUGUACAACUAUAAUUAUAACCAGUAUUACCAACAAUAUCACAACUACUAUGCCCAGUGGGGCUACGACCAGAACACGGGCAGUUACAGCUACAGCUACCCCCAGUACGGAUACACGCAGAGCACGAUGCAGACAUAUGAAGAAGUUGGUGAGGAUGCAUUGGAAGAUCCGACCCCUCAGCUGGACGUCCACGAAGCAAAUAAACAGUUUAUGGAACAGAGCGAAGAGCUCUACGAUGCCUUGAUGGACUGUCACUGGCAACCUUUGGACACUGUCUCCUCAGAGAUUCCAGCUGUGUUAUAGCCACGUCGCUGAGGCGCUGUGGGUUGCGUGACAUCCCACCGGCGCGUCCGGACUCUCCUGCUGCACCCUGGAUCCUGCGGUAGCGAAGGGGUGGCCCUUUUCUCCACCCAGGUCUGUGACUCCAGGUACAGGAGAGGACCGUUGCCUUUCCCGUACGGAAUGAGUAUCGUAGGAGCAUCACGGUGACUUUUACUCCCGGUGAAAAAACAAAAAACAAAAAACAAAAAAAAAAAAUUAGAACUGCACCAGUUUUAUUCCUUUUGUCUUGAAAUGAACUCUUUACUCCUCCUUGGGAAUUGUAAUUUAUAAACUUUCAACGAGAUGGCACAGGGGAAAGACUCUACUCCAACCUACAAUAAAAAAGUUGGUCUUUUAAGUAAAAAUUACCCUUUGCAUUUUGGUUCCUGCCCAUCUUUCUGUUUUGCUGCCCAUUUCGUUGUCUUCAGUCGUUUGACCCAACUCUCAUGAAUGUGUUAUUUGAAAAAAAAAAAAAAUAAUCAUUGUUGGAUACCACUGAAAUGUCACAAAAAGCUUUCCAGUGACUGGGUAAGGUUGCUGUGACUUGAGCACGGGAAAGAAUUGCGGAGAUGAAAGCUUAUGUUCUGCUUAACCUAAGCUGUGAUCUUGAGCUGUCGAGUUUAUAGCUGGGUGUUCCUAAGCAAUCUACUGGAAUUUUUUGAAAGUAAAGACAGAAAGGAGUGUUAAAAAAUUACUACAGACUGAUGCCUUCCACCUGGUGGUCUCUGGCACGUUUGGCUUGUCUCUCCACCCGUGUAUUGGGAAAUAAUUCCCCAUCACUCCAGCAGUUUCAAACACUUUGACCAGCAACCUUGUCUAAAUGUUAUUUUUGUGUAUCAUGCCUUUUAUUUUUUUUUUUUCCUCCCAUUGUGGACACACCUUGAUGGUCUCAAUGUUAAGAUUUCAUCGCGUCUUCCACUGUCCUGUCGGGGUGAAUACGGUGAAACUGAAGAUCUUGCAGCGAAAACGGGUCAGAGCAAUCUCCUCGAUUUAUUGUGCAACAAAUUGUUGCUGACUGAGAAAGCGUUUUUCUACUGGAUGUUGUAUAAGCUGGAUGGACGAGCAAUAUAUUUAAGCUAAUAUUAUGUUGCAUUAGAGGUGACAGCGAAAAUAAUAGCACUUAUGUACAUGUUAUAAGCCCUUUUCAGGCUUUUGUGCCUUAAACUCUUGGAGAAAUAGGAACAGAGAAACUACCUGUAAUAAAUGUCUAUCCGAGAACUCGUUUGGGUAACUGAAAUUGCUGCCGCAGAGCGUUUAGUUGCCUCCCUCCCCAUGUCGAUGCGGAGAUUUGCCACGGAAUUGAAAUACUUUCAUAAAGCCUACUUCUGCUA
This is a messenger RNA of Calidris pugnax (ruff), 2276 nucleotides long. It is a transcript of the gene TRNAU1AP, whose product is annotated as tRNA selenocysteine 1 associated protein 1. The transcript is spliced from 9 exons. Gene Ontology annotation, cellular component: nucleus. Gene Ontology annotation, biological process: selenocysteine incorporation. Gene Ontology annotation, molecular function: tRNA binding. Lineage: Eukaryota; Metazoa; Chordata; Aves; Charadriiformes; Scolopacidae. The coding region runs from base 103 to 927 and encodes 274 amino acids. The record is from RefSeq and is a predicted model, not a curated record.